Messenger RNA from Saccostrea echinata, 6811 nucleotides. Its product is annotated as GRIP and coiled-coil domain-containing protein 2-like. The record is from RefSeq and is a predicted model, not a curated record. The transcript has 26 exons. Lineage: Eukaryota; Metazoa; Mollusca; Bivalvia; Ostreida; Ostreidae. The coding region runs from base 45 to 6392 and encodes 2115 amino acids.
ACAAUUUGUCACGUGAAGAUCUGACAAAGUUUGUCAAGAAACAGAUGCUUCUUCUCCAGAAAACUAGAGCAAAAUGUGAUGAGUUGACCAAGAAGGUGACGGAGCUGGAGUCCCAGAGACAGCUGAGUGAGGGUGAGGGGGGAGAUGGGAACCAGGAGGAUAUAAAGAACUUGAAGACAAAAAUAGAAGAACUAGAAGUGGAGAAGAAGGAGAUGUUGACAGCAUACAAUGCUGUACAGGCCUCGCAGGAACUGGCCGCUAACAAACUACAGGAUAUGGAGGGACAGCUUAAUGAGGCAAACAAAGAAAAAGAAGAAUUAGUGGCACAACUGUCUGUUUCUAAAAGAGAAAAGAAGGAACUUGAAGAACAGCUGGAGUGUAUGAAGAUGAAGGACGAGACCAUGAAUUCCUCUCUACACUUCAUGCAGCAAGAACAGAGUCAACUGUUAGAAGAAAAUAAGAAAUUAAAGGAACAGGAAACUGUGCUGUCUGAUGCCAGGGAUAUAGUGAUGCAGAAACUGAAAGCAAUGAAACAACACCAGAUGAAGAGUCAGGCAGAGUUUGAGGAGCAGAUACAAAAGUUAUCAGAGGGAAAACAGGAGUUGUCUGCCUUGAUGCAAACCCUGGAGAAAGAGAAGAAGGAGGCUGAAGACCUUGCUGCUGAGAGAGAAAAUCGGGUCAAGGUCAUGGCUCAGAAAAUGGACAAAAUAAAGACAGAAUUAGAGGAGGGAGGUGAACAGAAGGGGCAGGGUAGCAAGGUAGAGGAGAUCAUCCAGAAAGUGGAACAGCUGGAGAAACUGUGUCAGCAAUUGAAAGAGGAAAAGCAGGACUUGGAAUCAAAGCUUAAUGAACAGACUUUGGAGGUGGAGAAAUUUAAGUCUGAGAUAAUGAAGAAGGAGGAACAGCUGAAUCAGUCUUCAUCAGAAGUUGAGAAGUUAAAAUCUGACUUGAAUUUUGUUACUGAGGAACUUACAAAGUCACAGGAGCAGUCUUCAUCAGAGGUGGAAAAGUUAAAAUCUGACUUGAAUUCUGUCACUGAGGAACUUAAAAAGUCACAGGAGCUGUAUGUGAGUGAGCAGAGGUUUAAAGAAGAUCUGCAAAGUGAGAUUGAUAAUUUACAGUUCCAACUUCAUGAACUCAUGCAUGAGAAGGAGGAAGAAUCUCAAAAAGAGGCUGCUGCUGAAAAACCUAAACAAAAAGCCCAAGAAACAAAGAAAAGUGGAAAAUCUGGUCUAAAGGGUAAUGGAGCCAUUCCAAAAACUACAGACAUAAGAAAGAAGUUGCAAGUAGUCACAAGGGAAAAAGAGCAGUUAGAACAGGAAAUGAAGAAGGUGCUUACAAGAGAUGAAAGUCUGUCAUACGAGGUCAGUGAACUGCAAGAAGAAAAGGAGAUGCUGAGAAAUGAUGUUCAACAGAUGAAUGAACAGAUGGGAGAGUGGGAGCACAUGAUGAACAUGUUACAGGAGGAUAAGAACAGGAUGCUGCAGGAACUCGAUGCAGCAGAAGCCAAGGAGAAGAGAAUUCUGGGAGAGCUGGAUGUUGUGAGGGAGAUAUUGGGAAUGGGGAAGAGGGUGGAGAAGAAGGAGAGGGAAGAAGAUGAAGAGGAAGAAGUGACUGAUGAUGGUGAUGAUGUAUUUGAAGCUGAUGAGGGCCCAGGGAUUGUGAUCACUGAAAUAGAGAAAUUGAAAGUGAAACUGAAUGAAAUUGUCUCUCAGAAUAGUCAGUUGAAAGUAGAUUUAGAUAGUGCCUAUGCAAGUAAGGGAGACAGUACGGUAGAAAUCCAGGCAGUGAAGAGGGAAUUAGCUACAUUGGUGUGUGAGAAAGAAUCAGCUGAGAGGGAGAAAGAGUCUCUGUCUGUCAUUAUGAAAUUGGCUCAGGAGAAGGAGAAAGAUCUCACUGAAGAAAACACCAAUCUAAAGGGAGUCAUUGAUCAGAAUGAGGAGGAGAAGGCAGAACUCAGAGGAAGAAUCCAGGAGGUUCAGCAAGAGAUCAGUAAGGUGGAGGGAGAGAAGCAGGAGCUGAUCAAAGCAGCAGAGGAUUCCAAGGAAAGCUAUAAAGAAAUGGAAGAAAAGGUGAAAGAGAGGCAGGCAUACACUGAGGAACUGGAGAACCAGAUUUUGGAAAUGUCCAACAACCUCGCAGAGGCACGCAAGAAACAUGAGCAGUUUAUAGCAAAAAUGGAGGUGGAAGAAGAAUCUGCCACAUCCAUGCUGCAGUCAGAAAUUGAGAAUCUGAAGACAAGGAUUGAGGAGCUUGAAAAGGAAGGGGAAAGGAGGAAACAGGAAGUGGAGGAUGUGCAGGGUCAAAGGGCAGAGAUGGAGAAAAAAUUCCUGGAUAAAUCCGAGGAGUUACAAAGAGUGAAAGAAUCUUUCGAACUUUGUGAGAAAGAAAAAUCUGAGUUAUUAACUCAGGUCGAGAAUUUUAGUAAAAUACAAUCAGAAAAAGAUGACAUUUUGGAAAAAUGUGAAAAUUUGAAAGCAAAUUUGGAUGCUAUGGAAACGGAAAAAACACAGUUCUUGGAAACAAUCAGUCAACUUAAUAAAGAAAAGGAUGAACAAGUUUCAUUAGUGGAUCAGUAUUCAAACAGUGUCAAAGAAAAAGAACUGUUAAUUGAAAAUCUAAAAAGUGAAUUAGAGUUGUUUACACAAAAUGCUGAAAAGUUGUCACAAGAGAAGGAAUCUGUAGAAAGUGAACUGGUUCAGAAACUUAAUAAUGAGAUUGAAAACAGGAAGAAAGAGCUAUCUGAUGCUCAGAGAGAAUUGGCAGAUGUUGAAGAAAAAGUGAAGUGCUUAGAGAGUGAAAAAAGUGAGUUGAAUUCCAGGUUAGAGGAGAAAGAGGUACAGAAUUCAACACUUCAGACUUCAUUGACAGAAACAUCUUCAAAGGUUGAAAACUUGAAUAAAGAACUUUCUAGUCUAUCAGAACAAAAAGAGGAACUGCAGAAAGAUUUGGAGGGGAAAAUGAAAGAAAUAGAAGAUUUAAAGAUUCAUCUGCAAAAGACAGAGUCAGAGAGGAAUGAACAAAUAGAGGCAGUGGAGAAAUUACAGGGGAUUCUUCAGACAAGUGACUCAGAAAAAUCAGAGAAUCAGCAGGAAGUUGAAAGUCUGAAGACUUCAUUAAAGAACAUUGAAGAAGACAGAAAUAAUAGAAUGAAGGAAAUAGAGAACUUACAGAAUUGUUUACAAGUUCUGGAGUCAGAGAAAGAUGGACUGAAAGAACUAAGAGAUCAGUAUGAAGAGGUCAAAGGUCAGAAUGAUCAACUUCUAGAGGAAGUGAAAAUCUUGAAAGAGGAUUUUGGGAAAUCAAAGGCUGAAAAUGAGAAUCUGAGAGAAGAAAUGAAGACUAUUUCAGAAGGAAGUAAUGGUGUUAAGAAUGAGAGAAACACGCUGGCCUCACAGGUGGAAGAACUUAAAUGUGAAAAAGAAAAACUAGAGGGCACUCUUUGUCAAAAGGAUGAGGAAGUUCAAAAUCUGUGUUCAGUGAAAGAAUCUGAAAAAAAUGUCUUGGAAACUGAGAUUCAAAAACUAAAAACAGAACUUGAAGAAAGUGUGAUGAAAUUCCAAGAGAUACAAACUCAGUUGAGUGAAACAGAGGAGGUUAAGAGGUCAUUAGAAGAAGAAAAUCAGAAAUUAAAAACUGAGCUGGAUGAAAUCUCCACACAAAAGUCUGUAUUGGAUGAGUCUUUAAAUGAGUUAAGGGCUCAGAUAUCAGGGAGAAAUACAGAGGAGAGUUCAAUGUUAAAAGACAUCCAGAGCAAAAUCGAAGUAAUUCAGAAUUUAGAAAAAGACAAGAUUAAAAUGGAAGCAAAAUAUAAAGAACUUCAAAAUGACAAUGAAAGCUUAAAAACCUCUGUGGACGAAAAAGGUAGAAUAAUGGGGGAGUUAACAUCAGAAUUAGAACAGGCUAAAAAAGACUUGGCUUCAAUGAAUGUGGCUAACAAAGAAAUGCAGGAAGUGGAGGCACAAUUGAGGAAUGAGUUGUCUGCCCUUGGUGAGAAGGUUGCAGAAUUGCAGAGUGUUAACAGUGAUCUAAACAUACAAAUCCAAGACCUGAGAGGAAAAGAAAGUGAGACUCAGCAGAGAUCAGAGAGUUCUAAUGAGGAGAACAAAGGUUUGCAGCAGAAACUGAAAGAGAAGGAGGAAAUGUACAAUAAACUGAAAUCUCUGGCCAUGAAAAGCAAGAAAGAGGCAGGACAGCUCAAAUCCAAGAAUGAUGAGCUACAGAAAGAAAGAGACGACUCUGUGAAGAAAUGUGAAGAACUUCAGCAGCAGUUGUCUGCUCUUGAAAUCUCCCAGAAGUCAGAAUCGGAACUCAUGAAGAGUUUCCAGCUUUUACAAGAGAAGUAUGAUAAACUGGAGUUGGAGUUUGACUCAAAGACAAAGGAAUCAGACAGCUACAAGUCUGACCUUGAGAAGGUCAUCUCUGAGUUGGCUCAGGUCAAGGAGACAAUGGCCACAAGUAAAGAGGAAAAAGAACAACUCAUAAAGGAAGCAGACAGAUUGAAAGGAGAGGUCAAGAAACAAGAGGGAGCUAUAUCUGAUCUGAAAGGAAAAUUGGCAUCUGCUGAAAAGGAAAGGGAGGCUUACAGAAUUCAGAAAGAUGAAGUCGUGAAGGAAAAACAACAGGUACAAGGAAAGUUACAAGACUCAGAAGACAGAAUGAAGAAAGAAGGAGAGAAACACAAGAGUGUGGUGACAGGACUACAGAGUCAAGUCCAGGAAAUUCAAAGACAGUUAGAGCAGGCUAAACAGGAGGCCAAACAGAGUAAUAUGAUGGACUUGGAGAUCGCAGACUACGAGAGAACAGUCCAGGCUCUCAACAAGACGAUCUCAGACAGGGACGUGACAAUCACGGAACUGAGGGGGGACGUGGAGAGACUAGAGGAGAAAACUAAGGCCCUCAAAGAACAGAUAGAUGCUGUAGAGGAACAGAGAAUUCAGGCAGAUGACAGAGCAAACAAACUAAAACAGAUGUUAGUCAAAACCAAGAAAGAGUUGUCAGAUGCCAAGAAAAUGGAAACAGAGCAGAGGUCAUCUGAUGCCCAGUUGAGAGGUCAGCUGGAAGGGCUGAAUCAACAAGUGGAGGAAAGCAAGAUACAGAUGGGAGAACUUGCUGCAGAGAAGCAGAAAUUACAGGAGAAGCUUCGAUCCCUGACUGAUUCCAACCAGAGGACAAUCCGGUCUCUUGAGGGGCGGAUCCAGUCACUUCAGGAUGACUUGGAGGUCACCAGGAGUGAGAUGAAGGCUGUCCAGGCAGAGUAUGAUGGCUACAAGGUGAGAGUACACAGUGUUUUGAAACAGCAGAAGAAAGGAAGCCAGGAAUCAGCUGUCAGUGAAAGUGAGAAAAUGGAAAGAGAGAGACUAGAAAAGGCUCUAGAACAGCUGAAGUCAAAGAUCCAGGAUCUAAGUGAAAAACUGAGGACAGCGGAGUCUGACAUGGAGAUACAACAAGAGGAGAACGCCCACUUAAUGGGUCGCUAUAACAAGUUAGUGGCCGACAUACAGGAGAAAGACAAUACCAACAGGAGGAGAUUGGAGGACUUGACCCAUGAGAAGGAUCUACUAGUCAAGGAACAGAAGGAAACCAUUAAACAGCUCAAUCUACAGAAUGAUACAAUCACUCUCUCAUUCAAGGAUCAGAUACAGUCUUUACAGGAGGACCAGAGCCGUGCUAUCAAUAUGUUACAGAUGCAGAUAGACUCACUGGAGCGUGAAAACACUCGCCUACAGAGGGAGCUUCAGCAGCAGAUGUCAAAGGUCACCAGUGUGCGGUCAGUCAUGGCCACAGAGAGACAGAGUCCUGUGUCUUCAGGGAAUGAGUUUAUAGUGCAUGACAUCAGGCAUGAAGAACGACAGGAAGGGGAGGGAUCCGAAAUAGUUGAUCCAGAACCCUGCUCAAAGGGCACAAGUAAACCAUCCCCGUUACCACUAGACAGGCUUUUAUCAACAGGCCCCGAGGACACAGUGUAUCCUAAAGAAGUGACUGAGAUAGAAGUUGAGACACUGAGAGAGAACCUGUCCACAGCUCAUAAACGGAUCGAGCAUCUCAACGAGUUGUCCAAUGAAAAUGAGGCCACAGUGAUGAGGUUGGAGGAACAAGCUAAGAUUCUAAAGGAGGAAAUCCGUCGACUGGAGCGGAACCAGCAACGUGAAAAAGAGGCUGCAAAUAUGGAGUACCUCAAGAAUAUUCUUCUAAAGUUCCUGAGUUUGAAGGUCGGAGACGAGAGACAGCAGCUGGUUCCUGUUCUGACUACAAUGUUAAAACUCAGCCCUGAGGAAAAGGCAACUCUGGAUACAGCUGCUCAGGGAGAAGACAAUGCAGCUAAUCCACAACAACAGCAGCAAGGGGGUGGAUGGGGGUCUUAUCUUCACCGCUGGUCAGGGUUAGUGUGAGAAGCCACGGCAACAUUCCUACACAAACAAAAUGACUGAAAGUCACUCUAAUGUGAAGAAACUUUAAACAAAUCCUGGAAUGAAGAAUAAAGACUUGUUUUUUUGAGUGAAGAGAUUGUGAAGAGCUUGACAGUUCAUUUUCUGAGAACAGUGUGACAAUGUUGACACGCCUGGGAGAAAUGUUGAAUGGCAACACAAUGAGGACCUGCCUGAUUGUCUGUAUGUUUGUGUGUGUCCACUGUUUACACUCAACUUUAGUCCUGUGAUAACUGGAGUCAUGACUCUUCAAAUGAAGAAUGUCGUAUGCCAUGUUUGACACCAGUGCUAGCUUCAGUGUACAUUCCGAACUACCAAGGAGAGUACCUUUCUCUUUAGAAGUUUCAUGAAAAAGAAAAUUCCAAUUCAUUUCAAGAAAAGUG